CCAUUUAUUCCUAACCACCAUCCGUUCCUAAGGCAUAUUUGUACAAGUACAUCAUCCUUACAAUUUCUUUGAUAUCUGAGAAGAAUAACAAUAUUUUGACUUCUUGGUAUCUGGAAUUUUCAACAAUUUUGCUUUGUUCAUCGAUAUUGUUUACGCUUUGGUUCAAAUCGCGAUUUCUGAUUUCAUUUGCUUUUAUAUAAACUCAAUUGAAGGUUUAAAAAGCUCAGCCUGCUGAAAGCAAGAGCUUUGGAUUAUCGUUCUUCGUAGAUUCCAUUUAUUUAUUUUCGCCUUCAUUAUUAUUUUCUAUCUUUUUGAUUUCUGUGUUUCCCUAUUCUUUUUCUAAAAAGAAACGAAAUACGUAACAAAUUACGCGAACUUCUACUUUUUCGGAUUAGAUCUGGAUUUAUUAUCUGUCUUAUAACUUUUUUUAUUAUUUUCUUUUGAGCAUAAAUUUUUUUAAAGUACCCCCCUCUCACUUCUUUUUCUAGCUUUCUACUUUAUUAUUAUGCCGUCUCUUCUAUCUACUCGCAUUCGCAACCCUGCAUUCGCGAAAAAGAUCGUCUCUGAUCCCGCUAGUCUUAUUCCCUACUUUAAAAAUGGUGAUUAUGUUGGUUGGUCCGGCUUUACUGGCGUCGGUUAUCCCAAGAUGAUCCCUAAAGCUUUGGCCAAGCAUGUAGAGUCCAAGAACCUUCAGGGAAAAAUGCGUUUUAAACUCUUUGUAGGCGCUUCGGGUGGUGCAGAUACCGAAUGUAAAUGGGCUGAGCUUGACAUGAUUGAGCGUCGUUGUCCCCAUCAAGUCGGUAAGCCUAUCUCAAAGGGUAUUAACGAAGGCCGCAUUCAGUUUUUUGACAAACAUCUUUCCAUGUUCCCCCAGGACUUGUUGUAUGGUUAUUAUACUCGUGGCCGUGAAAAGAACACUUUGGACGUAGCGAUUGUUGAAGCUACAGCCAUUACGGAAGAUGGCGGUAUUAUUCCUGGUGCUUCUGUGGGCGCUACCCCUGAACUGCUUCAGAUGGCUGAAAAAGUCAUCAUUGAAGUCAAUACUGCCGUUCCUUCUUUUGAAGGUCUUCAUGAUAUUGCUGACAUCCCCAACCCUCCUUAUCGUACCCCCUUGAUGGUCAACCGAGUCGAUGAUCGUAUUGGUAAACCCUAUGUCAAAGUUGACCCUUCCAAGGUUAUUGGCGUCGUGGAAGCUACCUAUGGUGAUAUUACGGGUCCUAAUUCUCCUGAAGAUAGUACCUCACGUGCUAUUGGUGGUCAUCUUGUCGAUUUUUUGAAACAUGAAGUGGACUUCGGUCGUUUACCCCAGCAUCUACACCCUAUUCAAUCUGGUAUUGGCAACAUUGCUAACGCCAUUAUUGGCGGUUUGGCAGAUUCUCCUUUUAAAAACUUGGAAGUUUGGACAGAAGUUUUGCAAGACACCUUUUUGCCUUUGUUUGACACCGAUAAACUCCGUUUUGCGACUGCUACCUCAACUCGCUUCUCUCCUCAAGGAUUUGAAAAGUUUUAUGCUAACUGGGAAUACUACAAAGAUAGAAUUAUGCUUCGCCCCCAGGUCAUUUCCAACCAUCCAGAAAUUAUCCGUCGUCUUGGAUGCAUUGCUAUGAACACUCCCGUUGAAGUGGAUAUUUAUGCCCACGCAAACAGUACAAAUGUUAUGGGAAGCAGAAUGUUGAACGGUCUUGGUGGGUCUGCCGAUUUCCUUCGUAAUGCUAAAUUGAGUAUAAUGCACACACCCUCUACUCGCCCAUCUAAGAAAGAUCCUACUGGUGUUUCUUGCAUUGUCCCUAUGGCUACUCAUGUAGAUCAAACAGAACAUGAUUUGGAUAUUAUCGUGACCGAACAAGGUUUAGCCGAUCUUCGUGGAUUAUCUCCCCGUGAGCGUGCCCAUGAAGUUAUUCAGAAUUGUGCUCAUCCCGACUAUAAGCCUAUUUUGAAUGACUACUUUAAUUUGGCUGAAAAAGUCUGUCUAGCUAAAGGAAUUGGCCACGAGCCUCAUAUUCUUUCUAGUGUGUUUAAGAUGCAUCAAAACUUGGUAGAGAAGGGAACCAUGAAGAUUGACUCUUGGUAAGCUGGAUUUAAGAUGCAUUCCUCGCAAAUAGCUAUACUUUUGUCAUCAGACGGUUUAUAAUUUCAAGUUUUCUUUUUCGUUAUUAUGAUAUAUUGCUUAUGAUCAUUUUGAUCUUUCUUCUUAUUAGAGAAAAUGAAUUGAAACGCAACGAACCAAUUAAUGACCUCUUAUUCUAUGAUAAUAACAUCAAUUUAAAGUGGAAAUUGUUUCUUUACUAUGUAAACGACCG
Molecule: messenger RNA, 2300 nt
Organism: Schizosaccharomyces cryophilus OY26
Lineage: Eukaryota; Fungi; Ascomycota; Schizosaccharomycetes; Schizosaccharomycetales; Schizosaccharomycetaceae
Product: acetyl-CoA hydrolase
Exons: 1
Coding region: 506-2071 (521 amino acids)
Biological process (GO): acetate metabolic process
Cellular component (GO): mitochondrion
Molecular function (GO): acetyl-CoA hydrolase activity; acetate CoA-transferase activity
Source: RefSeq, a predicted model, not a curated record